UAAUUGGUUAUGUAAGCGAGAUAGUACAGAGUGACAGAAGGCCCGCGUGAUAUGUUAGUCCUCUCCAGAAAUUUUCGUGGAACGGGCAGAUUUUUACAAGGACCCUCCUAAACAGGAAAGUGAUAAGUAAAGCAAAUACUACAUGAUGAUGUCAGGAAACCACAAACUCAGCGAUGAACUCAGUAAUACUAACCCUCACUGGACCAAGAGGAGAAUUAGAACGGCUUCAGUACAGCAUAAAUUGGCCGCAAACAAACUGGUUAUGGACACCGCAAACUUGGAAAGACAGCAGAAGAAAGCGUUGAGAGAGAUUGACGUCAAAAUGGCUGCUUUGGCGACACGGCGAAAGGAGUUGGAGGAAAAGAAGAGGCAGCUGUCCAAGCAUCCGUGCACAUAUCCAGACGAGGAAUCUGCAGAUCUGCAAUUAGCCACAGAAGAGACACAGAGUGGUGUCUUUCUUCAUAAAUCUGUAACCCGCGAUAAAACUAAAUCGGUUACUCGGAAACAGGAAGAAAUUGCAGACACCACAAAUCUCGAUGUAACAUUAGCCCGUUUGCAUUUUCGACGCAGUUUAUCAGCGGAAUCGUUUGGCUCCAGUGCCGUCAAGGCUUCGGAAUUAUUUCGUCAUAGGAAACUCAGUGAUCAAACCGACCGGAAAGACUUUUUUCAAGAGACAUUUAGAACUUACCUUCGGCCGUACACCGUUGAAACAGAUAAGUCUGUUAAGUCACAAACAAUUUCGCACCAAAAGACACACAGUGGUUUGUCGGUUAACUUCACCGCCCAGGGUAGAUUGAAAACUAAUAACUGGACUUUGGAAAGAAUAGCUGACCAGUUUCGCAAAAAAAAUGCGACUAAAACAGACGCGCCAAAAAGCAUCACCAAACCAGCGAUAAAAAGUGAUUAUGGACAAGAGAAUAGUAAUAUCCAUCAUGAGACUUUGAAGAACGGAAGGAAAACAAAAAUUCCUCCAUCUUUGGAUAGGCCGAAGGCCAAUUAUGAAAUAACCAAAAAUGUAUCACGUCCAAACCCAAGCAUUCAGUGUGAAGUGGCUCCGCUGCCAGGAAAGACUCCUAACAAAAUCACAGCUAAUAAAGAUUCUCCAUACAACCGCCAAGCAUUACCUUUGCCUCCUCUUCGCGCUUCUCCGGUAAACCCAGAUUCCUCAUUUCAGAACAACGGACAAAUGAAUGCAAAUUCCGAUGGCAAAGAACAGAAAAAAGUUCAUUUUACUUUACCAAGUGACGGAGAGCAGACGAUUACCGGAGUACGGAAGUCACGUGACUAGACGAUGUACUUCUCAGUAUUUAAAUCAUAUUUGCAUGCAGUCGUCAUACACUUACGGAUAAUACGAUCUGUUUGAGAUGACAGGAGCGCCGACUGAAGACAAUAAUUUCUAUAAAUGUUGUGUUGUGAUUCCAAUUUAGUUUUCUGAGUGUAGAAAAAUGUUUAUAAAAUCCUCGCACAAAUCGGUAAUGAAGCGCUUGUCCUUGUAAGGCCUACUAAGCAUUUAGUUUAAGUUUUUAAACCAGUCUAGUAAAUUUCAAGAAAAUGUUUGAGUC
Molecule: messenger RNA, 1562 nt
Organism: Lingula anatina
Lineage: Eukaryota; Metazoa; Brachiopoda; Lingulata; Lingulida; Lingulidae
Source: RefSeq, a predicted model, not a curated record